Messenger RNA from Trichoderma harzianum CBS 226.95, 1473 nucleotides. RefSeq lists its product as hypothetical. The record is from RefSeq and is a predicted model, not a curated record. The transcript is spliced from 2 exons. NCBI's taxonomy places the organism in Eukaryota, Fungi, Ascomycota, Sordariomycetes, Hypocreales, Hypocreaceae. Gene Ontology annotation, molecular function: oxidoreductase activity, acting on paired donors, with incorporation or reduction of molecular oxygen; monooxygenase activity; heme binding. The coding region runs from base 1 to 1473 and encodes 490 amino acids.
AUGCAGUACGCAUCAAUAGCAGCCGCCGUGGCUACGGCGGUUGUAGCGUACUUGAUUUCAACUUUCAUUUACAACAUUGCCUUUCACCCGCUCCGUUCAUAUCCCGGCCCGUUGCUAUGGCGUGCAACCGGGCUCUUCAAGUGCUACCACUUCCUCAAGGGCGAUAUGCCCUUUGUUGUGCGCGAGCUCCACGUGCGCUACGGAUCAGUGGUACGCAUAGCCCCUGGAGAGUUGGCCUUUUCCGACACACAGGCCUUCAAGGACAUCUACGUCCACAAGAUGGUCAAGUGGAAGGGCAUGUAUGGCUUCAAGCCCGAACACGUCCAAGACCUCGCCAAUGUGACGGACCCGGCCCAUCAUGCUUUUCUGCGCCGCCACAUGGCCGCGGGCUUCAGUGAGACGGCCCUGCGCAACCAGGAGAGCAUCCUCGUCCAGCAUGUCGACCUGUUGAUCAAUCAGCUGCGUGAGCGUGGCGGCGGAGGCAAGGUGCCGCAAGAUAUGCGCGACUGGUUCAUGUGGCUCACCUUUGACAUCACGGGCAUGCUCUCCUUCGGAGCCGAGUUCGGGGGUCUCCGCUACGCCAAAUCGGCCGAGUGGGUGGCGACGCUAACUGACAAUGUUCGGGUCUUGAUGGCCAUGAGUGCCCUGUUUGGUUACGUCGGUGCAACCACUCGCAGCAUCCUCACCUAUAUCUUUAUGAGCGGACUGAUUCCAUCUGUCGCAGCCCACACGCAGAGGACCAAGGACAUGCUACGUGAGCGGAUGGACCGCAAGGGUGCCUACGACGACCGCGACUACAUCAUCGAUGGCUUAAUCAACAUCAACGACCACAGGGUUGAAUCCAAUGCCGUCAUGCUCAUCAUGGCCGGCUCGGAGACGACUUCAACGGCCCUUACCGCCACGCUAUUUGCACUACUUCAGGCACCAGAAAAGAUGGCACGCCUAACCAAGGAGGUCCGGUCCACGUUUAGCCGCGAUGAAGACAUCACCAUGGCCUCGACCCUGGACAAGCUGCCGUAUCUCAUGGCCUGCAUUAACGAGAGCCUGCGGUGGUAUCCACCUUCCGUGUCCGGCCUGGCCCGCGUGGUGCCCAAUGGCGGUGCAAAGAUCUCUGGCCACUAUGUUCCUGAAGGCACCAUUGUUGCCGCCUGGACCUGGUCCGUGACACGAGAUCCGCGGUAUUUUGCUGACGCCUAUGGGUUUCACCCUGAGCGGUGGCUGCCAGGGGAGGACGAGCGCUUCGCCAACGAUGAGCUGGAUGCGUCGCCGCCCUUUAGCGUUGGGCCGAGGAGCUGCAUGGGUAAAAACCUCGCCAUGGCUGAGAUGCGCCUUACACUGGCCCGUAUGAUUUACAACUUUGAUGUCACAUUGUCCACACCGUUUGACGGUGACUGGUUCAAGGGUCAAAAAGCAUAUCUCGUCUGGGACAAGCCGUCCGUAUUAGUGAACUGUACCCCGGUUGGCGAGUCCUAA